CUCCGGGCUAGGUUGAGUGAGGGCUCUUGGGUUAGUUCCUGUUAGGCCCCGGCCGGGGGAGUAGGUUGAAGUCUCGGAAGAUGCCCGGUGGGUUAGGGCACCCGGAGCUGUGAGGGGAGCGUGAGGCGGCGGCGAGCGGAGACCCACGGCGGGCCUGAGGAGGAGCGGCGGCCGAGCCCGCCUUCCCUGCACCAUGCUCAUAGAGGAUGUGGAUGCCCUUAAGUCCUGGCUGGCCAAGUUACUGGAGCCGAUAUGUGAUGCUGACCCUUCAGCCCUAGCCAACUAUGUUGUAGCACUGGUCAAGAAGGACAAACCUGAGAAGGAAUUGAAAGCCUUUUGUGCUGAUCAACUUGAUGUCUUUUUACAAAAAGAAACUUCAGGUUUUGUGGACAAACUAUUUGAAAGUCUUUAUACUAAAAACUACCUUCCACCUUUGGAACCAGUUAAGCCUGAGCCAAAACCACUAGUCCAAGAAAAAGAAGAAAUUAAAGAAGAGGUUUUUCAGGAGCCAGCAGAGGAAGAACGAGAUGGUAGAAAAAAGAAAUAUCCUAGUCCCCAGAAGAAUCGUUCUGAAUCUUCUGAACGAAGGACACGGGAGAAGAAAAGAGAAGAUGGCAAGUGGAGAGACUAUGACCGAUACUACGAGCGCAGUGAACUGUACCGUGAGAAGUACGACUGGAGGAGAGGCCGCAGCAAGAGCCGGAGCAAGAGUCGAGGCCUGAGUCGGAGCAGGAGCCGCAGCAGGGGUCGCAGCAAAGACCGGGACCCCAACAGGAAUGUUGCAGAGCACAGGGAAAGAUCAAAGUUUAAGAGUGAGAGAAAUGACUUGGAGAGUUCCUAUGUGCCUGCGUCUGCUCCGCCUGCGAACUCUUCUGAGCAGUAUUCCUCUGGGGCACAGUCUAUUCCCAGCACAGUUACUGUGAUUGCACCUGCUCACCAUUCUGAAAACACAACUGAGAGUUGGUCUAAUUACUAUAACAAUCAUAGCUCUUCCAAUUCUUUUGGUCGAAACCCACCACCAAAGAGGCGAUGCAGAGAUUAUGAUGAAAGAGGAUUUUGUGUACUUGGUGACCUUUGUCAGUUCGAUCAUGGAAAUGAUCCUCUAGUUGUUGAUGAAGUUGCUCUGCCAAGUAUGAUUCCUUUCCCACCCCCUCCUCCUGGGCUUCCUCCUCCACCACCUCCUGGAAUGUUAAUGCCUCCAAUGCCAGGCCCAGGCCCAGGCCCUGGUCCUGGCCCUGGUCCUGGUCCCGGCCCAGGCCCAGGUCCUGGCCAUAGUAUGAGACUUCCUGUUCCUCAAGGACAUGGUCAGCCACCACCUUCUGUUGUGCUUCCCAUACCAAGACCACCUAUUUCACAGUCAAGCUUGAUAAACAGCCGUGACCAGCCUGGGACAAAUGCAGUGCCCAAUCUUGCCCCAGUGGGAGCAAGACUACCUCCUCCUUUACCCCAGAACCUUCUUUAUACAGUAUCAGAAAGACAGCCCAUGUAUUCUCGUGAACAUGGUGCUGCUGCAUCUGAGCGACUUCAGUUGGGGACACCACCUCCUCUAUUGGCAGCUCGUUUGGUGCCACCUCGAAACCUCAUGGGAUCCUCCAUUGGGUAUCAUACCUCAGUCUCCAGUCCCACCCCUCUGGUCCCAGAUACAUAUGAACCGGAUGGUUAUAACCCAGAAGCUCCUAGUAUUACCAGUUCUGGUAGGUCACAGUACAGACAGUUCUUUUCAAGAACACAGACACAACGCCCCAACUUAAUUGGCCUAACAUCUGGAGAUAUGGAUGCAAAUCCAAGAGCUGCUAAUAUUGUCAUCCAGACUGAACCACCGGUUCCUGUUUCAAUUAAUAGCAACAUAACCAGAGUAGUCCUUGAACCAGAUAGCCGAAAAAGAGCUAUGAGUGGUUUGGAAGGACCGCUCACAAAGAAACCUUGGCUGGGAAAACAAGGAAAUAACAGUCAAAAUAAGCCAGGAUUCCUUCGGAAGAAUCAGUAUACCAACACUAAGUUAGAGGUCAAAAAAAUCCCUCAGGAACUGAACAACAUUACUAAGCUCAAUGAGCACUUCAGCAAAUUUGGAACCAUAGUUAAUAUCCAGGUUGCUUUUAAGGGUGAUCCAGAAGCAGCACUCAUACAAUAUCUAACCAAUGAGGAGGCCAGAAAAGCCAUUUCUAGCACAGAAGCAGUCUUGAACAAUCGAUUCAUUCGAGUCCUGUGGCAUAGGGAAAACAACGAGCAACCAGCACUGCAGUCCCCAGCACAGCUUCUCCUGCAGCAGCAGCAGCAUACCCUGAGCCACCUCUCCCAGCAACACCACAGCCUACCGCAGCAUCUUCAUCCACAGCAGGUGAUGGUCACCCAGUCUCCUCCCUCAUCGGUCCAUGGAGGUAUACAGAAGAUAAUGGGCAAACCACAGACCCCGGGUGCCUAUGUUCUUAACAAAGUUCCAGUUAAACAUCGUCUUGGACAUGCAAGUGGUAACCAGAGUGACACGUCACACUUGUUAAAUCAGCCUGGUGGUGCUGGGGAGGAUUGUACGAUAUUUUCAACUCCAGGCCAUCCAAAAACAAUUUACAGCUCCUCAAACUUAAAGGCACCUUCAAAACUUUGUUCAGGGUCUAAAUCUCAUGAUGUUCAAGAAGUUCUUAAAAAAAAACAGGAAGCAAUGAAGUUACAACAAGAUAUGAGGAAAAAGAGGCAAGAAAUGUUAGAAAAACAGAUAGAAUGCCAAAAGAUGCUGAUAUCUAAGCUAGAAAAAAACAAAAAUAUGAAACCAGAAGAAAGAGCAAAUAUAAUGAAGACCUUGAAAGAACUUGGAGAAAAGAUCUCACAACUAAAAGAUGAAUUAAAAACAUCUUCUACAGUGUCCACACCAUCCAAAGUAAAGACAAAAACAGAGGCCCAGAAGGAGUUACUAGACACAGAACUGGACCUCCACAAGAGACUGUCUUCAGGUGAAGAUACAACAGAAUUACGGAAAAAACUUAGUCAGUUACAGGUUGAGGCUGCAAGAUUAGGUAUUUUACCUGUUGGGCGAGGAAAAACCAUGUCCUCUCAAGGUCGAGGAAGAGGCCGAGGUCGAGGAAGAGGGAGGGGCUCACUAAAUCACAUGGUGGUGGACCACCGCCCCAAAGCACUCACGGUUGGGGGAUUCAUUGAGGAGGAAAAGGAUGAAUUGCUUCAGCAUUUCUCAGCUGCAAAUCAAGGGUCAAAAUUCAAAGACCGUCGACUACAAAUAUCAUGGCACAAGCCCAAGGUACCGUCUAUAUCUGCUGAGACUGAGGAAGAAGAAGUCAAAGAGGAGGAAACAGAAACCUCAGAUUUGUUCUUGCAUGAUGAUGAUGAUGAAGAUGAAGAUGAGUAUGAGUCUCGUUCAUGGCGAAGAUGAAAUUUGAUGCGAGCUGUAUAAUUUUUAGAAAUAUUGUUUAGAAGAACAACUUUUUAAAAUUAUUUAAAGAAGUCAAUGAGCCAAAAAAUUUUGUUUAUUUUUCUCUUCAACACAGUAGGUUUAAGGACAGCAAGUUUGCUAUUUAAACACAUCUCAUAAUUGUCUGGGAUAUUAAAGCACCAAAGGCCUAGUGACUUUACAGUUGAGAAGAUCCACAAGAAUGGCAUGGAUUCUCUAGAGCCUUAUCUCCCACACCACCUGUUUUUGUUGCUGUUGGUGUCGGAUUACAAUGUAAAUGACAGGGUGUUCAGAAAUUUUAUUUUGGAUUAUAAUCUGCUGAUAAAAUUUCAUUAAAUGUCAAAAUGGCCUGGAAUUUCUUAACUCUUAGCUAUUAUGGAUGGGUCCUCAGACAGUAGGAGCUAUUAUAUUUAUAGCUUAAAUACCCUUUUGCUUUCAAGUGUUGUCUUGGAAGAAAAAUAAAUUUAUUUUAUUAUUAUUAUUUUUUUUACUGUUGGAAAAGCCCACUUUGUAUUCAGUCUUUUUUUUUUUUUUCCAGAGUUUUUUGUGCAGUAGUACUACAGUGAAAAUUGCAAACUCUGCUCAUAAAUGUUGCAGGGCAGUAUAGCUAGCACUGUGGCACUUCUGCCUCCAUCACACUAGCUCCUGAACUGUCCCCUGAUGAUCUUCCUUUGUUUUGGUAGGUGGCGAGCAUCCGGUCACUUGGUCCUCUCUUUUAAAAACCUCAUAUACCUUUUGUCCCAUCACUCAUUCCCUCCUUUCUUCCUCAUUCCUUGUGAUUAAUAGGCCUGACUUACUGAAAUAAGUGAUUCAGUUGGGCCAUCAAGAAUCAGUCACCAAGUUGGACGUGGUUGUGUAUGCCCUUAAUCCCAGCACUGGGGAGGCAGAGGCAGGCAGAUCUCUGUGAGAUCAAGACCAGCCUGGUCUCCAUAGUGAAUUCUAGGCCAGCUGGGGCUACAGGAAGACCCUGUUUCAAAAAGACAAAAAAAAAAACCCAAACAACCCCCAAAAAACAGUAUAUAAAAAAAAAUCAGUCACCUUGAUAAAUAAGUGAUGUUUUGGUGAGAAUGGUGAGAAUAAAUGAAGAAUUUUAGAGGAAAGAGUCACUGGCUAACCCUCCCCUCGUUUAAAGCUUCAGCAUAGUCAUAGUUACACAAAAGGAUUAAAAAGUGUCUGAAAUUCUUUUCUUAAAUUUAAACCAUGAUGGUGAGGUGCUGGGGUGUGGGGUAGGACCUGGUAAGCUAGUAAUAAACGGGAGUCCUAACGUGACAUUGAUCGGAUGACCUUAUAUUUUCAGAAUUUUGUAGCUGUUGCUGUCCAUGAACAUACACAUACUUGAGUAGGCAGUUUCCUUUAUUGUGUGCAUUUUUACUGUACACUCUGUUAAGUAAAAUAUAUGUGUAAAGUUACGUCCUUGUGUUCUGAAUGUUAGAUGGACAAGCAGAGGAGCAACACUACCCUGUACUGACCCCUGGGGAAAUAAAAUGAUUACUGUACAUAGGAUGUCACUUUUUCAAGGAUAUAUACAUCUGUGUUUUAAUAUGUAUGGUGUGAAAAUUUGAAACUUCCUGUUGGCUUCAGAAGGUUCUUGUUGAUCCACUAUAUCAAGGAUUUUGUUCCCUGAGGUAAAGACUAUUUCUCAAAAUAGAAACUAUUCACUAAGAAACUUAAAACCACCAGGACUCUAGAUUUACUUGGAUACAAGAAGUUCAGUCCCAUGUUCUGAUCAUCUUUCCACUCUGCAUAUUGUUCUGGAAUGAUGUGUCAAACACCCAGAUCAUUUUUAAGUUUGUGUAGUUGUCCUUUUGUGAUGGAACUUCCUCUUGAGGGUAUUGUCAUGUUUCUGAUAACACUGAAGCUCAAACAAGCUCAUAAAGGACACCAUUAGAAUGAGGGACCUACAAUAAGCAUCUUGCUCCUUACUUCUUCAUUAUCUCUAAUGAAAUUUUCUUGAUGUCUGUGGCUCAGUCAGUAUAUAUUUGGAAAGAUUCAUUGUGGUGAAUAUUUUGAGUCCUGACGUUUAAACGUGAUAGAGGGAACAAAGGAUUUAUAUAUUUUUUGUACAAAGUUUUUUCUUAAACUGUAUAAUUUUGUAAAUAAUUUGUUUGGGUUUUUUUCUUUUGUGUACUAAAACUACCAGCGUAUAGAUUUCAAUAAGAAUUGUUGUAUUUUUGUAUUUGGAAACUGAAAAUUACAGUAAAUUAAUGAAGCUGUAAGAAAAUUUUCAGUAGACUGACAGUUCAACAGAAUGAGAUUCCUUUUCAUAUGAUUUUUUUUAACCUCAAAAUUGACAUCUUUUUACACUCACUAUAGAGAAUUGAGGAUUUGUUUGGCUUUUUAGUUGUUGAGGGCAGAGGAUGAAAGAGGAAAGUGCUAAAGUGAAGAACCAGAUAGGUGUUUUCUUCUUAAGGUUUUGGGUCAUUUGUAUAAAACUUGGGUUUUCAAUGUACCUUAAGAAGAACUGAAAUUCUUUUCAAAUGUCCUUUCUAAAACAUGUUUUACUAAAAAAUGAAUUAAAAUAUGGAUUAAUUAUAUUAUUAUGAAGCUUAAAGUUAGCACAGAACAGGUAAAUUGUGUGUGUGUGUGUGUGUGUGUGUGUGUGUGUGUGUGUGUGUAUCUCCCCUUGGGGAUUUUUUUUUUAACCCCUAUCUGCCAAUCCCCAACUGUUAGAAUUUCUCUUAAAAGUGAAUACCAUGACUUGUUUUCUUGUCAUCUUUAUUUACAGUGAUAAAAUAUAGUAAUUGAGGCAAAUUCGGCUGUUAAUGUGUAUGUUAUCUUUACAUGUAGCAGAUGAGCAGUAACAGUUGCCAGUGUGACUCGGUCAGCCUGAUUUACUUGAUUCCUGCCCAAGCCUAAAAAGAACCCCAAGGAAAGCAAAACUAUGCUCCAUUUCUUCACGUAGCAUUGGUAAAAUGUUAUCCCCCGCUGAGACACUGGAAGGUGGUCCUGUUAGGGUGAAAAGGGUCCAUGAUGGAUCAUUAUUUCAAAAAGAAAAAGAAAAAAAUCAUGUGAAAAGGAAUAGUGGUUCCUCUUGAUGUAUAGUAUGCCUGUAUUAUAGUUUUUACAAAAUUGUGAACUUGUGUAAUAGUAUAAUAGGAGAUAUUGUUGAAUUUCUAACUGUUUAUACAUUUAAAUUCAUAUAUGUAAUGUUUGUUUUAUCGAUUACAAUCUGAAUUUCUAAGAAGCAUGUUGACUUUUUGCAAUAAAGAUGCAAUAUGGAAUGGUUCACAAUUGGGGGAAAAAAAAGAUGAAAAUAUCACAAAUUUUAAAGAAUUUGGAAAAUUUAUGAACCAUUCCAAAAAAUUACAACAAUCACCAAAA
Molecule: messenger RNA, 6718 nt
Organism: Nannospalax galili (Upper Galilee mountains blind mole rat)
Lineage: Eukaryota; Metazoa; Chordata; Mammalia; Rodentia; Spalacidae
Gene: Rbm27
Product: RNA binding motif protein 27
Exons: 21
Coding region: 194-3379 (1061 amino acids)
Biological process (GO): mRNA processing
Cellular component (GO): nucleus
Molecular function (GO): metal ion binding; RNA binding
Source: RefSeq, a predicted model, not a curated record